Molecule: messenger RNA, 866 nt
Organism: Acanthochromis polyacanthus (spiny chromis)
Lineage: Eukaryota; Metazoa; Chordata; Actinopteri; Pomacentridae
Product: hepatic lectin-like
Exons: 6
Coding region: 40-726 (228 amino acids)
Source: RefSeq, a predicted model, not a curated record
GAGACAGUUUGAUCAACUGAAGGGUGAAGUCUGGACACAAUGAUCCGACCACAGAGAGACACUGAAGAUGAAGCUGCUGAGUCUCGUCCUGUCAGAUCCAACACAGCAUCAAAGUUGACAUCAGAAAGAGUGAUUCUGCUGCUUCUCUCGGCUCUGCUGGCUGCUGCGCUCAUUGUUAUUUACCGUCUCUCAGAAACCAAACCAAGCAGCACUGUGCAGCCCACAUGUCCACCACCUCCUACAGUGGGAUCAUAUGAGCCAUGUCCAAAAUGUGAAGCAGGCUGGGAGCAUCAUGGAGGAAAGUGUUAUAACUUCACCACCAAUAAAUCAUCCUGGGAAGAGAGCAGAUGUUUCUGCCAAAGUCAAGGAGGAGAUCUGGUGAAGAUAGACAGCAGGGAUGAGCAGACUUUCCUGGAGAGACGACUGAGAGACGUAAUGGAAAAAGCUGAGGACAGGUUCUGGAUCGGCCUGACCGACACAAAAGAAGAAGGCAGAUGGUUGUGGGUGGACGGCUCACUGCUGGAUGAAAGGUUGAAGUUUUGGAGCUACAAGGAGCCAGACAACUGGAAAGAAAAAGAUCCUGAUGGACAGGAUUGUGUGAGGAUGGGGGAGAAAGUUGGAGCUCAUGACCUGAAGUGUUGGUUUGACCACUCGUGCAAAGUUCCUCACAGAAGUAUUUGUGAGAAACCAGAAAAAAAGGGCCAGCGUUCAUAUGUUUGUGUCUAAAGUUCACUUCAGGUUUAGAAACAAUCUGAGUACAGGAUACAGAAGGUGGAGCGAUGCUGUUUUAAUAAAGCUAAAGUCACAAACAUUUAAAGAUUCCCUGCAGACUUCUUCAAAGACAAAAUAAAACUCUUCUUGCUGAA